Molecule: messenger RNA, 1688 nt
Organism: Centropristis striata (black sea bass)
Lineage: Eukaryota; Metazoa; Chordata; Actinopteri; Perciformes; Serranidae
Gene: fam78bb
Product: family with sequence similarity 78 member Bb
Exons: 2
Coding region: 305-1204 (299 amino acids)
Source: RefSeq, a predicted model, not a curated record
GAGACGGACAGUGUGUACUGUUUAAGGAUACAAUCUGUAUCAAAAAUUAAUGUGAUACUUUAUUAAUCCCUGCUGGGUCUUGUGGCUUGCAGCCUCCAGAGGGGUCAGAGCACGGGGUGAGCCAGCCCUGGAGCCAGUUCAUGUGCCCUUAUACAUGAGCAAGGCGGGUGCCUGCACAUAGGGGUGACUGAACCUGGAUCCCGGUCUCACUGGACCCCCCUGGUGUGAUCUCAAGCCUUAUUGUUAUUCUGAUUCGGGCCUAUACAGCGUGGUAGCACCCACCUUUGCCUUACAGUCUCAUCUGAUGCACGGCCUCAUAGUGUUGAUCCUGGUCGAGUCCCAGUCUGCAGCGCUGUUCCCCAGGCCUGGCAGGCUCACUUGGCUGCUCCUGACCAUCACCUUUACCUGCACAGCCAUGGGCUGCAUCCAGAGCAUCGCCUGUAACAAGUCGCGCAUCAAACGGGAGAACAUCGUGGUGUACGACCUGUCCGCCACCAUAGACCACUGCCCCACUGUCAUUGAGGAGAACUCGCCCAUAGUGCUUCGAUACAAGACGCCCUAUUUCAAAGCCUCGGCGCGGAUUGUGAUGCCCCCUAUUCCGCGCAAUGAGACCUGGGUGGUGGGCUGGAUCCAGGCGUGCACCCAGAUGGAAUUCUACAACACCUAUGGAGACGUCGGCAUGUCGAGCUGGGAGCUGCCUCAGCUACGAGAAGGCCUGGUGAGGGCCAUCAGCGACUCAGACGGCGUGAGCUAUCCCUGGUAUGGAAACACAACAGAGACCGUCACCAUAGUGGGCCCCACCUCCAAACCAUCCCGCUUCAUUGUUAGCAUGAAUGACAAUUUUUACCCCAGCGUCACCUGGGCUGUGCCAGUGAGCGAAUCCAACACACCCUUACUGACUAACAUCAAAAGGGACCAGAGCUUCACCACCUGGCUGGUGGCGCUGAACACCACGUCCAGAGAAAAGAUCCUGCUCCACACCAUCAAGUGGAGGAUGAGGGUCGAUAUCGCGGUCGACCCGUCCCUGCCUCUGGGCUCCAGGGCCCGGCUGGUGGGCCGGGUGCACCAGGACCAGCCGCGGGUGCUGACCCGCAUGGAACCCAUCCCUCCCAACGCCAUGGGGAGGCCCAACGCCAACGACGCCCAGGUUCUGAUGUGGAGGCCGAGGAGAGGGCCUCCGCUUGUUGUCAUACCACCUAAGUAGAGCGUUGAGAGCAUCUGAUUGGCCGUUAUAUCAUCUAUAUUAUGAUUGUUAUAUCAUAGCAGUGAACAGGACAAUCAGAUGAAAAAAAACAGACAAAAGAUCUAUAAGCAGGCGGAGACACAAAUCAGAGUUGCAGUCUUUUGCGUGUAAAAUUGAGGGGACAACUGCCUUAAUUCCCCACUGCUGCCUUUGACGAUCCAGAAAGUAUGUUGAUCUCCAUAUCUGGAGGUGUUGAGCCGUUUGGGUGUCUCGGCCUUCACUCCAGCCCAGCACAACUGAGCAAAACUAACUGAGAAUUCGCCAUUAGUGCUGGGAUGUAACGCUAACCUGUACUGUAGCUACUCAGGCCCAGAAAGACAAGAUCAAAAACAAACCCUGUUUAAAAAGGUUCUUCAGCCUUAAUGAUGAUGUACUGGCCUGCUCUGUACUGUACAGUAAAGUGCUGUGUAAGAGUGCAACCAAGGAAAGGUGAUAGUUUUUCUGU